This is a messenger RNA of Fusarium verticillioides 7600, 1908 nucleotides long. Its product is annotated as copper amine oxidase 1. Lineage: Eukaryota; Fungi; Ascomycota; Sordariomycetes; Hypocreales; Nectriaceae. The transcript has 5 exons. The coding region runs from base 1 to 1908 and encodes 635 amino acids. Gene Ontology annotation, biological process: amine metabolic process. Gene Ontology annotation, molecular function: quinone binding; primary methylamine oxidase activity; copper ion binding. The record is from RefSeq and is a predicted model, not a curated record.
AUGGCUGCACCACAUCCUCUGUCUGCACUCACGGUGCGUGAGACUAACCUUGCUCGUGAUAUUGUCAAGGCGUCUCACCCCGGUUCACUGCUGUUCUUCAGACAGUCGUACCUGUUUGAGCCGCCUAAGGAAGAAGUCCUGAGAUUUCUUGAGCUUGAACACUCUGGGGCUCUUACUGCUGCUUCGCCGAGACCUGAUCGCUGCGCGCAGGUUUUCUACGAUGUCAUUGGUGGAGACCAGAAGUCGGUUUACUAUGAGUCUGUGGUUGAUGUUACGAAGCGGAGUAUCGUUGCGCAGGAGAUUAUCAGCGAGGAGCACCAGGCCAGUCUGACUACUGCUGAGUUUGAUAUCGUCGUUGAGUCUUGCAAGAGAUCAAAGAUGUUUCAGGAUAAACUCAAGGAGAUUAAGCUCCCCGAGGGAUUCGAAACAGUCAUUGAGCCCUGGCCCUACGGUGCACCAGAUCUAGAAGAUGGCAACACUCGCUACUUCCAGGCACUCGUCUUUGCGCGUGAUGCUCGCAAGGGUCAAGACUCCAACUUUUACGCUUAUCCCAUGCCUUUGAUCCCCGUCAUGGACGCAGCUACCAAGGAGAUCAUCCGCAUUGAUGAGCCAGCUACAGGUGGCAAGGAUGAUAGCCUUACUGGCAAGACUUAUGCUACUGGAGCUAUUGAUCAUUGCCAGAGCGCAGAGUACGUCCCUGAGCUUUUGGAGAAUGGGACGAGGAAGGAUUUGAAGCCCUUGAUGGUUGUGCAGCCCCAAGGACCGAGUUUCUCGAUUACAGAGGGGAACUUGAUUCAGUGGCAGAAGUGGAGAAUGAGGGUUACGUUUAAUCCUCGUGAGGGAGCUGUCAUCCAUGAUAUUCGCUAUGACGGACGUCCUGUUCUUUACAGAUUGAGCAUCAGCGAUAUGACUGUUCCCUAUGCUGAUCCUCGUCCACCUUACCACCGCAAGCAAGCCUUUGACUUUGGCGACGGGGGUCUCGGCCACUGCGUCAAUAACCUCACUCUCGGCUGCGAUUGUCUCGGCGUGAUCAAGUACUUCGACGGUGUCCUCACAGACGCAGAUGGUUCUGCGCAGGAAACCAAGAACGUCAUCUGUCUGCACGAGCAAGACAACGGCAUCGGCUGGAAACACACCGACUGGCGAACCGGUCGCGCAGUCGUGACCCGCCGCCGCGAACUCGUCAUCCAAUUCAUCAUCACCCUCGCUAACUACGAGUACGUCUUCAACUACAAGUUCGACCAAGCAGCCGGGAUCCAUGUUUUCUGCGUGCGCAUCGACCCUUCUAUCGACGGUCAUGAGAACACCGUUGUGCAGGAGGAGAGUCUGCCUUUGAGAAUGGACAAGAGGACGAAUCCUAAUGGGAACAUGUAUGAAGUGCGUCAGACGCAGAUCACCACUUCUCAGGGCAUUGAUGCUGCGCCGUUUAGCAACAGGGUCUUCAAAGUGCAGAACCUGAACAAACUAAACCGUGUGUCGGGUAAACCGGUUGGGUACAAGAUCACACCACCACCAACACAACUCCUCCUCGCCGAUCCCAACAGCACACAAGCCAAGCGCGCGCUAUUCGCAAAGAAGCACUUCUGGGUUACCAAGUACAAGGACCACGAGUUCUUUGCGGGCGGACGGUACACGCUGCUUAGCAAGAGUGAGAUCGGGGGUGUGAGCGAUGCAGCUGAUCGGUGCGAUGAUGUGCUGAAUCAGGAUGUUGUGUGCUGGAGUGUGUUUGGACUCACGCAUAAUCCUAGGGUGGAGGAUUGGCCGGUCAUGCCGGUUGAGAUGCUGCAGUUGCAUAUUUCGCCUUCGGAUUUCUUUACGGGGAAUCCGGCGCUCGAUGUACCGUCUGAUAAGGAUGUUGCGUCGAGGUUGACAAGUGGGUGCUGUAAGGAGGAGGGACCUAAGCUGUGA